AUGUUGUACUUCUUGUUUUUUUAUCUUUUCAUUCCAAGCAUUAGUCAAAUCUGUGAUGAGAAUGGACUGAAUAAUUUAAUGAAUAAUCGAUAUUACUGUGUACCAUCACGUAGACGAUGUUAUGCUUUCAAUUUUUGUGAUCCAAAAAGACCAUCAGUAGAAUCUUACUUCUCUGUUUUAGCUGCAUGUCAUAAAGAGUGUCAGUAUGGAGAGCUGGAAACGUUUUCGCAAGCUGAAUGUCCAAUGUUUUAUUCUGAGCAAACAGUUCGAGGUCAAAACUACUCCAUUACAAUCAGAGGAAGUAACUGUUCUCAUUCAUUCUGUGAUUAUGGCGAGUGUUACUCGAAUGAGCAAGAAGCUGUUUGUUGCGAAAAUUAUUUGAAUAAACUGAUUAGCUAG
Molecule: messenger RNA, 399 nt
Organism: Auanema sp. JU1783
Lineage: Eukaryota; Metazoa; Nematoda; Chromadorea; Rhabditida; Rhabditidae
Source: the annotation of a GenBank genome assembly